ACAGACCGGCAUAUAUGACAUACCAUAAUUCGUGGGGUUUGUGGAUGCAUGGCAGAGCGAGCUAAAAGCAGAUACUGAGAUACCCUGGACAGCGCACGUUCUGUCUCCUCUAGCCCACCUCUCUCUCUCUCUCUCCAGGGUAACGUGCCUCACAAUCUCAACGCUAUUUGACCUCCGCAGUACAAAUUACAGGGCUUUUUACAUCCAGCAAAAGGAGAUGCCUGCUACAUAAAAGAAACAAGAAUGAGCCAUCAAGAGGGAUAGAGAGCAGUUGCAUCGCAAGGACCAUUUAGAAAGUUUGGACGAGCGAUUAAACGCGCUUUUUUACUUCCUGUUUGAAGACAGAGACUCCAGGGUACGAGGAUGGCUCAUGAUGGACUCAUAUCUCCCCACCCUCUCCCUCACCAUCCUUUACCUCCUCACAGUAUACCUGGGAUCGAAAUACAUGAGGAACAGGCCAGCAUACUCACUCAAGGGUGUCUUACAAGUGUACAACUUCUCUGUGACCAUGCUCUCCCUGUACAUGCUGGUUGAGCUCGUCUCGGCACCUUCGUCGGCAGGCUACCGUCUGCAGUCUCAGGGACUCCACGAGGCAGGGGAGGCGGACCUCAGGGUAGCCAAGGUGCUGUGGUGGUACUACUUCUCCAAGGUGAUUGAGUUCCUGGACACCAUCUUCUUUGUGCUGCGGAAGAAGAACAGCCAGAUCACCUUCCUGCACGUUUAUCACCACGCCUCCAUGUUCAACAUCUGGUGGUGUGUUCUGAACUGGAUCCCCUGUGGACAGAGUUUCUUUGGGCCGACUCUUAACAGUUUCAUCCAUGUGUGUAUGUACUCCUACUAUGGCCUGUCUACAAUACCCUCCAUGCAGAAAUACCUCUGGUGGAAGCGUUACCUGACUCAGGCUCAGUUGAUCCAGUUUAUACUGACCAUCACACACACCCUGUCUGCGAUCGUCGUCCCUUGUGGUUUCCCCGUCGGAUGCCUUCUCUUCCAGUUCUCCUACAUGGCCACCCUCGUCAUCCUUUUUGUCAACUUCUACGUCCAGACCUACAGAAAAAGACGGCCAGAAGAAUCCAUCAAGUCCAGUCGCCCAAAUGGCCACUCUGUCUCCACCAAUGGCACCAGCUUCAAGAAGAGAAAGUAGUAUUUGGACCUGGUUGUCAAGACAACGACCUACUUCAACAACCACCAGAAUCUAUACACGUCGUGACACUACUGCUGAAAUGCUCCAAGACAGGGAUAKGUUUCAGUAUGCAUGUUGUGUUUUUGUAUAGAAUACUUUGUACUUAAUUUUUGUAUAAAAUUCUUUAUUUGGUUUCCUUGGAGCUUGACAACAUAUGUGUAACAUAGUGUACGUACAGGAAUGAUGAGCUCAUUUCCUUUGCACUUUCAAUUGCUGAAAUGCAAGUGUGAAAACUCCAUCCAUUCCUUACCACGCAGUAACCUAUGCAAUUCAUAGUUUAUAUUCUCAUAGUGUUAAAACCUGAAUACAAUCAGCAAUUUCCACAAUACUUUGACAUAAUUUACUUUGCUAUAAAGCCCAACAUUGCUUUAUUGAAUAUAGCCCAUGUGUACAGUGUGUACUCAUCAAAAAUAUCAGUCCAGAGCAUUCACUGAAAUCAUUGUUAAACUAAAGAUGCCUUAGAAACACUGCAGAUCCUUAUACCUGAUGUAUCACAAUGUAUUUGAAUGUCUUCGUUUACGGGUACAAAAUGUGCUGGUAAACAUUUGACUGGGUCUUUAGAAAAAGCAAUAUUGAACAGGCUUUCCUGACGACUUUGGUAGACUUUAUACAUUGAAAAAUGCAACCACUGAUCAAUAUCUUUGAAUGGCUAUCGGCAAACAGACAAAAUAAAAGUACUUCAAAAAAAUAAA
Molecule: messenger RNA, 1875 nt
Organism: Salvelinus sp. IW2-2015
Lineage: Eukaryota; Metazoa; Chordata; Actinopteri; Salmoniformes; Salmonidae
Gene: elovl2
Product: ELOVL fatty acid elongase 2
Exons: 9
Coding region: 371-1144 (257 amino acids)
Biological process (GO): fatty acid elongation, saturated fatty acid; fatty acid elongation, monounsaturated fatty acid; very long-chain fatty acid biosynthetic process
Cellular component (GO): endoplasmic reticulum; endoplasmic reticulum membrane
Molecular function (GO): fatty acid elongase activity
Source: RefSeq, a predicted model, not a curated record